This is a messenger RNA of Argiope bruennichi, 767 nucleotides long. RefSeq names its product zinc finger protein 679-like. Bases 44 to 766 code for a protein of 240 amino acids. The transcript has a single exon. Gene Ontology annotation, cellular component: nucleus. Gene Ontology annotation, biological process: regulation of transcription by RNA polymerase II. The record is from RefSeq and is a predicted model, not a curated record. Lineage: Eukaryota; Metazoa; Arthropoda; Arachnida; Araneae; Araneidae. Gene Ontology annotation, molecular function: RNA polymerase II cis-regulatory region sequence-specific DNA binding; DNA-binding transcription factor activity, RNA polymerase II-specific.
UUCAUUAUUUAAAGAAUUCAUAUUUCAAGAUUAAGAAUUUGAUAUGGAAGAUAAAUUAAGAUAUUCAGUUGUUGAAUCGAAAGGAAAAGUACAUGAAUGUAAAAUAUGCGGAAAAAAGUACAGUACUAAAUACAAUUUAAGCAGCCAUUUAAUUAUUCAUACACAAAUGAAAUCGAAUUUAUGCGAAAUUUGUGGUAAAGCAUUUAAUCGAAAAAGUACAUUAAAAACGCAUUUGCUCAUCCAUAUAGGAGAAAAAUCUUAUGCUUGUGAAGUAUGUGCUAAAUCUUUCACUCUAAAAGGUAAUUUGAAAAAUCAUUUGCGUACUCAUACAAAUGAAAGACCUUAUAUCUGUGACUUCUGUGGCAAAGCAUUUUCAAGGAAAAGCUCUUUUAAUAGACAUCUAAGAAUUCAUACGGAAGAAAAACCUUAUGUCUGUGAUGUCUGCGGCAAAAAAUUUGCUGACAACAGAUAUAUUAUUAGCCAUUUACGGACUCAUACGAAAGAAAAACCAUAUAUUUGUGAUGUCUGCGGCAAAACGUUUACCUUUAACAGCUGUUUUAAAAGACAUUUAUGGACUCAUACAAAAGAAAAACCUCAUGUGUGUGAUGUCUGUAGCAACGCUUUUGCGCACAGAAGUACUCUCAAACGACAUUUACGUAUUCAUACAAAAGAAACACCUUACACCUGCGAAAUUUGUGCCAAAGAGUUUUCGCUAAGAAGUAAUUUAAAAAGACAUUUAAGCAUUCAUAAAAAUGAAGAUGUAUAAU